Candida tropicalis MYA-3404 is the source of this 498-nucleotide messenger RNA. RefSeq names its product 60S ribosomal protein uL11 (gene RPL12). Lineage: Eukaryota; Fungi; Ascomycota; Pichiomycetes; Serinales; Debaryomycetaceae. Gene Ontology annotation, molecular function: large ribosomal subunit rRNA binding; structural constituent of ribosome. Gene Ontology annotation, cellular component: cytosolic large ribosomal subunit; ribosome. The coding region runs from base 1 to 498 and encodes 165 amino acids. The record is from RefSeq and is a predicted model, not a curated record. Gene Ontology annotation, biological process: translation. The transcript has a single exon.
AUGCCUCCAAAAUUUGAUCCAAAUGAAGUUAAAUUCCUUUAUUUAAGAGCCGUUGGUGGUGAAGUUGGUGCUUCAUCCGCUUUAGCUCCAAAAAUUGGUCCAUUAGGUUUAUCCCCAAAGAAGGUUGGUGAAGAUAUUGCUAAAGCCACCAAAGACUUCAAGGGUAUUAAAGUCACUGUUCAAUUGAGAAUCCAAAACAGACAAGCUACUGCUUCCGUCGUCCCAUCUGCUUCAUCUUUAGUCAUCACUGCAUUGAAAGAACCAGUCAGAGACAGAAAGAAGGAAAAGAACGUCAAGCACUCUGGUAACAUUCCAUUAGAAGAAAUCUACGAAAUUGCCAGAAAAAUGCAAGACAAAUCAUUUGGUAAGAACUUGGCAUCUGUUACUAAAGAAAUCUUAGGUACUGCUCAAUCUGUCGGUUGUAGAGUUAACGGUAAGAACCCACACGACAUCAUUGACGCCAUCAACGCUGGUGAAAUCGAUGUUCCAGAAAACUAA